UAAAAGUUGUUUUAGCAGCCAUAAACAGGGAAGAAGAGGUGAUUCUUAUGUCACUGCUGGUAACAUUGGGAGUUUAAUACACGCUAUUCCGGAAUUAUGAGCGUGCUUUUUACGAAGGUGUUUCAAGCUGUGGGACAUGGACUGAAAUUGACAAGAUCAAUCCACAGCAGUCCUGCAUGGAGAAAUCCUCUAAUACCUAUAGUUAUAGAGCAAACGGGCAGAGGAGAACGAGCUUAUGACAUCUACUCUCGCCUACUAAGAGAAAGAAUAAUUUGUGUAAUGGGUCCUAUUGAUGAUUCUGUGGCCAGUCUGGUUAUUGCCCAACUGCUUUUUCUUCAGUCUGAAAGCAACAACAAACCAAUCCACAUGUACAUCAACAGCCCUGGUGGUGUGGUAACAGCAGGCCUGGCUAUAUAUGACACCAUGCAAUAUAUCCUCAAUCCCAUCUCCACUUGGUGUGUUGGUCAAGCAGCUAGUAUGGGUAGUUUGCUGCUGGCAGCGGGGACAACGGGUAUGAGACAUUCAUUACCCAAUGCCCGUAUCAUGGUCCACCAGCCAUCUGGAGGUGCCAGGGGUCAGGCCACUGACAUCGCCAUCCAAGCGGAGGAGAUCAUGAAACUGAAGAAACAAAUCAACAAUCUCUAUACCAAACACACUGGGCAACUGCUGGAAACCAUAGAGAAUGUCAUGGAGAGAGACCGCUACAUGAGCCCCAUGGAGGCCCAGGACUUUGGUCUUAUCGACAUGGUCCUGGUCCACCCACCUCAAGCCGGGAAAGAUGAGCCCGAGCUGGUUCAAAAAGAGUCUGGAACAGCAGCUAGUCGCUCUACAAGCCUGGAGUCUGCAACACUUGACAAUGCCUCAAGUGGGACACCCCACCCCAGCCCUCACGCAAACUUGAAGCAGAACUGAUCAGAGCAAACUUGUCUAAAUUCUGUAUACUCUUUGUGCUUAUUAAAAAAAUAUUAAUAUUCUA
Hippocampus comes (tiger tail seahorse) is the source of this 976-nucleotide messenger RNA. It is a transcript of the gene clpp, whose product is annotated as caseinolytic mitochondrial matrix peptidase proteolytic subunit. Gene Ontology annotation, cellular component: endopeptidase Clp complex. NCBI's taxonomy places the organism in Eukaryota, Metazoa, Chordata, Actinopteri, Syngnathiformes, Syngnathidae. The transcript has 7 exons. The record is from RefSeq and is a predicted model, not a curated record. Gene Ontology annotation, molecular function: ATP-dependent peptidase activity; ATPase binding; serine-type endopeptidase activity. The coding region runs from base 97 to 912 and encodes 271 amino acids. Gene Ontology annotation, biological process: protein quality control for misfolded or incompletely synthesized proteins.